AUGUCGGUAGCUGUAAAUAUUCAAUACUGUGGUGGCUGAGGCUACAAGAAGUUCUCGGUCGCCCUCGCGGAGACGAUCGAGAAGGAAUUCACGGGCCAGGUGACGGUGACGCAGGUCGGCGACCCGGGCACGACGGGCAACUUCGAAGUCACCGUCGCCGGCAAGCUCGUCCACUCGAAGACGACGAUGGGCCACGACAAGUGCCAGAGCGGCGAGUCGACGCAGAAGGUCAUCGACGCCAUCCAGGAGGCCGUCGACGCCUAG
Aureococcus anophagefferens is the source of this 264-nucleotide messenger RNA. It is a transcript of the gene SelW3, whose product is annotated as selenoprotein. NCBI's taxonomy places the organism in Eukaryota, Pelagophyceae, Pelagomonadales, Pelagomonadaceae. The transcript is spliced from 2 exons. The record is from RefSeq and is a predicted model, not a curated record.